UUUUUCUGCAGAUCUUCCUCGUAAGCGUUGCUCGUUCGGGACGGCACCAACAUGCCCACACUAGUUCGUCCUGUCGACGGUGUUGUUCGUUACCUGGUCGCCGCCUCUGUCCUGGAGUAUCACAACUGCAUAACAGCAAGCAUCCGUCUCCGUCCUCCGGCUGCCCAAUCGCCAACAGUCUCCUCAUACCACCCGCAAGUAUGGGGAACAGCCGUGCAUCGAGCGCUCUGUGCUUGUUUGGCGAUGCAUGCCUGUCUGUGGACUGUGGUGCUUGAUGCUACCUCAGCAACGCCAAAAUAUGCAUUAUUGGACAAUGGCGAGUUGUCUUUGAAAGGUGUCAUAAAGGUUGUCCAAAGAGAGAAUGAUGUAGGCGAGGAUGAAGCGGUCAGAAGCUGGGUGGAGCUUGAAGUCAAUACUCCAUUCGAUAUGCGCAGGUAUCAAAGACACCUUUGUUCCGGGUAACCGUCAUCUUACCCCACGAAAGUGAAAUGGGUGCCUUACCUUCUUCACCGCCCUCCGUGGAUCUUGUUGUUUCCAUGCACCACGUCAUCGGCGACGGCAAGUCUCUUGUCGAAUUUUGCAAGACUUUGGUCACCAAUCUACACCAUGGCAGUUCUGAGGACGCAACAAUAGCGCUACCUGCGCGUCUCGGAGGUCCCGAACUAAUCCCUUCUUUGCGUAAACUUGCGCCGGCAACUGGCCUCUCGAUUGUAUUCUUGCUGUAUGUGAGCCUACUCGAGCUGGCCAAACGGAUAUCAGUCAUCGGAAGAUGUGUUUUUGGAUUGGGCUAUUGGAGAGGGAAUAAUGUGAAAUAUAACAUUCACGAUGCUGGAAAGUGUCGAGUACUGGAAUUUGAGCUAAAUGAGAUGGACAUGCAGUCGUUGAGCGACAUGUGUAAACGUCGCAAGACAAGCUUACAUGCGACCAUUACAGCAGCAUGCACUCUGGCGUGCGCCCGCGUCUCCUCACCAACGUCAUGUUACGGGAAACCACCCAUCACCAUCCGCACGAACCACACUAUAUGCCUGCGCCCAAGCUGUAAUCCACCCGUUCCAAAUACGAUAAUGGGUAAUUUCGCAAGCGGCUGUCAUACCGACCUCGUUCUCCAAGAUCCCACCGAGCAAGUUCCCGUGAAGCAUUUCUGGGAGAUGGCUAGAACCAGCGUUCGAAAGUUGCGCAUUGGCUGGGCUUGGUGGGCGCUGAGAAUCAUUGCAACAAUGGACCUAGUGCCCGACUACAAUGCGUUUCACACAAGUGAGAAUACGUUACAGGCUUCCGUGACAAUCUCCAACCUGGGCCGCAUCCACUUUGAACGUGCCCACGGCGACAAGAUUCAGCUGGGCAGCUCGUCUGAAUCAGCAGCGACCCAAUGGGAGGUAGAGAGCGCUGGUGGUGCGCAAACGGCGCAUCCGUUUUGGGGUCCUUACACAAUUGUCCUUGCUACAGUGCGGGGAAAGAUGAGAGUCACGGUUGUGUAUAGAGAAAGAGUGCUCGGCGACGACCUAGAAGCCAAGAGAUUUUUAUUUAAGCUGAAGGAGGUUUUGCAUAGUGUCAUAAGACAGUCGACCGAAUGGAUUUAGAUGAUGUAAGAAAAUUCUCCAAAGCUCUUUCCUUUGGGGAAUGUGCCACAAGAUGGACCGCUCAGAUAGCAGCAUUGCCCAUAGUAUCAAACACCUGUAAUCGAUGUUUGCAACUGUCCCUAAUACUGGCAGGCUCGAACCUCUGCUUCCAAAAGCAAACUGUCCCUUUAUUGAGA
Messenger RNA from Spizellomyces punctatus DAOM BR117, 1756 nucleotides. RefSeq lists its product as hypothetical. NCBI's taxonomy places the organism in Eukaryota, Fungi, Chytridiomycota, Chytridiomycetes, Spizellomycetales, Spizellomycetaceae. The record is from RefSeq and is a predicted model, not a curated record. The coding region runs from base 489 to 1580 and encodes 363 amino acids. The transcript is spliced from 3 exons.